Molecule: messenger RNA, 4342 nt
Organism: Camelus dromedarius (Arabian camel)
Lineage: Eukaryota; Metazoa; Chordata; Mammalia; Artiodactyla; Camelidae
Gene: OXSM
Product: 3-oxoacyl-ACP synthase, mitochondrial
Exons: 3
Coding region: 283-1665 (460 amino acids)
Biological process (GO): fatty acid biosynthetic process
Cellular component (GO): mitochondrion
Molecular function (GO): 3-oxoacyl-[acyl-carrier-protein] synthase activity
Source: RefSeq, a predicted model, not a curated record
AAAAAGAAGGCAGAGGCCUUUACUUGGAAAUGAGCGCUUCAAGAGCAUUGCCCGGGAAGAAAUAAAUACGCUGAAAGGUUCAGAUGCAGAUUAAAUGGCCAAUCUUUUUAAAGAAGGAAAAAGGACACAAAACACACCUGGGACAGCAGCUCACACCAAGCUCCUGAAAGAACAUCUUGGCUAUCGUUUCUUAGGCCUUUAAGCUGUUUACGCGACAGUGGGUACCUGCUGGGCGUGCUGUGGUCUGUUACAGGAAUGUUUCUGAUCAUCUGAAUCUCAACCAUGCUGUCAAACUGCUUGCAAAAUUUUCUAAAAAUGACAAACUCUCCUCUAAUACAUACACGAUUAUGCCAGCGAUUAAUAAGUGAAAGGAGGUUUUCCGGAACUGCGCCGUCCUCCAGCUUGCGUAGGCGGGUUGUCAUUACAGGCAUUGGCUUAGUGACUCCACUUGGUGUUGGAACUCAGCUGGUAUGGGAUCGUCUAAUCCAGGGAAAGAGUGGGAUUGUUCCGCUGGUUGGUGAAGAGUACAAGACUAUCCCUUGCAGUGUUGCUGCUUACGUGCCAAGAGGGUGUGAUGAAGGGCAAUUCAAUGAACAAAACUUUGUGACCAAAUCAGACGUCAAGGCCAUGUCUUCUCCCACCAUCAUGGCCAUAGGGGCUGCAGAGUUAGCCUUGAAAGAUUCCGGCUGGCAUCCCCAGUCAGAAGCUGAUCAGCUGGCUACUGGUGUUGCAAUCGGCAUGGGAAUGGUUCCUCUUGAAGUUAUUUCUGAAACUGCUUUGAUGUUUCAGACGAAAGGUUACAACAAAGUCAGCCCAUUCUUUGUCCCUAAGAUUCUGGUCAAUAUGGCCGCAGGCCAGGUCAGCAUUCGACAUAAACUCAGGGGCCCCAACCAUGCGGUGUCCACAGCCUGUACCACCGGAGCUCAUGCUGUGGGAGACUCCUUUAGAUUUAUAGCCCACGGCGAUGCUGAUGUGAUGGUGGCUGGAGGUACAGAUUCUUGCAUCAGCCCUUUAUCGCUUGCUGGGUUUUCCAGAGCCCGAGCUCUGAGCACAAACUCUGAUCCUAAGUUGGCAUGUCGACCAUUUCAUCCAGAGAGAGAUGGUUUUGUCAUGGGAGAAGGAGCCGCCGUGCUGGUGCUAGAAGAACGUGAGCAUGCUGUUCAAAGAGGGGCCCGGAUCUACGCAGAAAUUUUGGGCUACGGACUCUCAGGUGAUGCUGGUCACAUAACCGCCCCUGAUCCUGGAGGAGAAGGUGCCUUCAGAUGUAUGGCUGCUGCUGUAAAAGAUGCAGGUGUACGACCCGAAGAGGUAUCCUACAUCAACGCACAUGCUACUUCUACACCGUUGGGAGACGCUGCUGAAAACAAAGCCAUCAAACGUCUUUUCAAAGAUCAUGCACAGGCCCUCGCAGUUUCCUCUACCAAGGGAGCCACGGGACAUCUGCUGGGGGCUGCGGGUGCUGCUGAAGCAGCUUUUACCGCCCUGGCUUGUUACCAUCGAAAAUUGCCACCCACCUUAAAUCUGGAUUGUACAGAACCACAGUUUGAUCUCAAUUAUGUGCCACUCAAGGCACAGGAAUGGAAAACUGAGAAAAGAUGUAUUGGACUCACCAAUUCAUUUGGCUUUGGUGGUACUAAUGCGACACUUUGUAUUGCUGGCAUGUAGGUCAAAUCAUUUGUAAUUAAAUGUUGAUUUUUUUUAAUGUUAUAAACUGCAUUCAGUGGAGAAAUAAUAUGUUUAUAUAAAUCAAUAUCCUUAUAUAUCCAUACCCAGAUAUCCUUUACCUUUGUCAAGGUUUCUCAACCUUGGCGCUGUUGAUAUGUUGAGCAGGAGAAUUUUUUGUUGGGGAAAGGGGAGGGGAGCUGUGUUAUAUUAACAGCAUCCUAGUCUUUACCCACUAGAUUCUAAUAGCACCUCCUUCCCCAAUUGUGACAACCAAAAAUGUCUCUAGACACUGCCAGAUGUUUCCAGGAGGUGGGGGGAAGGAGGAGCCCCACAUGAGAAGCACUGAUCUGUGUUUUCCUGAUGCUCUAGGUCAAACGACUCUUCACGACAUUUCACCCACUCUUGUCCCUUUUGCAAACAUUUGGCAAAUAGCUGCUCUGUGCUAGGUAUUCCAACUCCAGGCACACCAUUCCCAGCCAGCGUAUAGGGAAGGAGUACAAAUACAACCGUGAGUUUCUUAUCACUCGUCAGCACUCUUUGAAUAUAGCUGUCAGCCAGCAGGGAUCUGUUUACCCCUUACCUGUUAGCUCUCUUAUUCCUAUUGUCUGUACUGGAAUUAAGCAAAGUAACAGAAUUUCCUUAAAUUUCCAAGCUAUCAGUGCUCUGAAAGAAGGAAGUGAAAUUGGUUUGGCACUUUUUAUUCUUUUUGUAUGAAUGGUGACACCUAGUGAGCAGUGGAGAUGAAGGUCUUUGGGAAGUGGAGCAGAGCUUGGGGACACAAGCCACAUCACCUCGCCCACCUCUAGCUUUGUUGCUGCUGUGGUAGAUGGUUUUGUGUGCCUCCACCAUCUCACCACAAGUGCUGGUGGGGCCUCCACCUCUUCCACCUUGGGGGUUCUCCCUCUGGCUGGAAUUGUUGGGAGGGGGAGGGGGGCAAUUUCCCUAAAGGCAGCACUUAACCAGCUAGGGUGGGAGGUGGAUAAGCACCUCGGCCUCCUUUCAGAAUGAUACCUAAGGUUCUGUAUAGUUCCUGGGGUUUCCAGUGAGAUAAAGCUUCAGUGCCCCCAACAUUAACCAGCUCAGUAACACCCUUUUUAUUGGCUUUUUUUCCCUUCCCUGUUCCUGCUCUGAUUUUUAAUCCUGCUCAGGAAUCACUUCCUAAACAAACCACUUUGUUCUCAUUUCUGCUUUCUGGGGAACUCAGACUAAGACGGGAAGUCUGUGUUGGAAUGGCGGUUUAUAUAUCAAAGGGAUAAAGUUAAUAACUGGGUAGAUGGAAUGUGUGUAUUUCUGCCAAAGUGAACAGCAUUCCCCACGUACUAAUAGGCUGCCAACAUUGUCUGCCCACUGACUUUGCUAUAUGCCUAAGACUCCAGCCAUAUUCAUUCUGUUAUAAUCAGUUUUAAAUCCCACUGGCAUACAGUUUGUUCCACUAAAAUUUAUUGGGUGCUAACUAUGGACCUGGUUUUGUUCUGGCCACCAACGGUAAAGUGAUACAUCAAAGUUUUGUUAAUGCAGUAAGUGUCAUGGGAAGCCAUUUAAGAUUUGGGGUGUUACAAUGGUUUUGUAAUGUAUCAAGUUGGCUAGGCUGAACUGCAUUUCCCGGAAUUCUCUUCACUGUGCUUUUGGUUAGGGCCGACCACAAGAGAUUCCUGUGGGAUACUUGCACAGCGGUUGUGAAGCAGCAAGCGUUCUGUAGCUCAUACAUGUCCUGGCUCUGCUGGCUGACUUCCUUGAGGUGAGACAGUGGCUGGACCUCCAGCUGCUUCACCUGGCCCUGGAUCCUUCUUCAGUUUCCCUGACUCCUGGGCCAGGUUUGUGUUGAGCUUCAUGAAUGGCCCAGCUUCUGCCCCGUGCCACCAAGAUCAGAGGCAGCAAGAACUGAUAGACUUCAGUUCAUCCUUACGGUUGUGCUUUCUAGCUGGUUAUUAGAAGUUUACAUCCACUUUCCCUUCCCGACUGCCUGCGCGGUGGACUGCAGUUGCCAGUAGCAGACGGUAAUAGAUUGACUAACAGCCUUAGAGAGACUAUUUAGCCAGUUCUCAUAACUGUAGGUCAAGUCCCUGUAACAAAUGUCUAAAUCUGUAUCUGUCUUGGUGGUUCUCUCUCUGAACCCUGACUGGUACACGUGAAGAUGAAUGGGAGUUGUCAGCAGAAGAUCACAUUUCUUUUUACAAAUACCACUCUGGCUGUAGACUGGAGAACAAGUUGGGGUGAGGCCAGAUUCCUAUGGAGGGGAUCCAAUCAGAAGGGAUAGCAAGGAGGAUGUUUUGACCCAAGGUUAUUCUAAAGUUGAAAAUCAUGUUUGUUUAGUCAGUUUUACUAAGGCAUACUUUAUAUAUAGUAAAUUGCACACGUUUCUAGUGUACAGUUAAGUGAGUUUGAUAAAGGUGUACACAGACUUGUGGAACUACCUCUAUCAAAAUAUAGAACGUUUCUAUCACUGGAAAAAUUUCCUCUUGCUCCUUUGCAGUCAAUCCUCCCAGCUCCAGAGGAACCUUCUGUCACUACAGAUAAAAGUUGCCUUUUCUAGAAUUUUAUGUAAAUGGAGUCAUACAGAAUAUACUCUUUGGUGCCUGGCUUCUUUCACUCAAUUUUUUUGAGAUUUAUCCAUAUUAUUGAGUGUAUCAGUAGUUCAUUCCUCUUUUAUUACUGAUUAAAAAUUUUUUUUAAAUCA